AUGUCUUUGACGUUUCUAAACGUAAGAGUGCAAAGAUUAGAUUCGAUUUCCAAAAACGUCUCCUCGACGUCGACGAUGUUUCGACCGAAAUCGAUUGGUUUCUUCCAUCCGUUCACCUCGGAUGGUGGUGGAGGGGAGAGGGUUUUGUGGCAAUUCGUGAAACUGAUGAGAGAGAAGUAUCCAACCGCGAGGGUGGUGAUUUAUACCGGAGAUAAAUGUGAUGAUGGGAAGAGGAAGAAAAAGCUAAUAUUGGAACGAGCGAAAGAGAGAUUCGGUUUAGAUAUAGAUAUUGAUGAUGAUGAUGAUGAUGAUAAUAAUAGUGACAACAAUAAGAAUCGACGACGAGGUACAAUAGAGUUCAAAAGGGUGUACUUUCGAACGUUAUCGCAAAGCAAAUGGUAUCCGGUGGCGACGAUUCUCGGGCAAAUGUUUGGUAUCGUCGUCGUCGCCGUAGAAGCGAUAUCCGGGUUCGCGCCGGAUGUGUUCGUGGAUACAAUUGGAGCGGCGUGGGCGUACCCGUUUAUUCGUUUCUUUUGCGGCGAGAGCACGAAAAUUGUUUCGUACGUGCACUAUCCGACAAUCAGUAGCGACAUGCGCGAACGCGUCCAAAAAGGAAGUUUGAUGUAUAACAACCGCGUGUUUUUCGCAAAAAUUCCAGUUUUGAAGCAGAUUAAGAUUGUCUAUUACACGAUUCUAAUGUCGUUGUACGGGUACUGCGGAGGUAACUUUGCGGACGUCAUCGUUGUCAAUUCAACGUGGACGAAAAAUCACAUCGAUCGACUUUGGGGCGCGUUCGCCAAGAGGAGGGCGAGAAGGACGAAAAAGAAACUCGCGCCGAGACGAGCGAACGAAGGCGAAGCAAUUGUGGUGUAUCCACCGUGCGACGUAUCGUCGGUAGAAUUAAAAGUAAAAGAAGAGAGUAUUACUACUACCAAGGUGCUAGCAACGACGACGAAACUGAUUCAGUUGAAAAAGAGGCCUCCGCCUUCAUCGCUUCCGGAUGCCGCCGGCGACGGUGACGACGACGGCGACAAAGAAGUGAAAAGGAGUCGACAAGAAAACAACACGCCGUACGUAAAGAAAGCGAAGCGUUUGAUUUUGGGAGAGUAUAAAGUGCCACACUUCUCGGCUAUUGCGGUUGGUCAGUUUCGUCCGGAAAAGAACCACAAACUUCUCUUGGAAAGUUGGAAACUGAUGAAGACAAACGUCAAGACGAAUAAACAUCCGGCGUGCGAAAAAGCUGUUUUGAAACUCGUCGGAGGAUUGCGAGACAAGAACGAUUUGCGGAGAUACAACGCGUUAAAAGCGAUGGUCAAAGAAAUGCGCAUCGACGAUUCCGUGGAGUUUUAUCACGAUGUCGAUAACGCGACGUUAAAGGAACUUUUACAACACUCCAUCGUCGGUUUACACGCCAUGACGGAUGAACAUUUUGGCAUUUGCAUCGUCGAAUACAUGGCGUUUGGAGCCAUUCCAAUCGCGCACAACUCAGGUGGGCCCAAAAUGGACAUCGUUCAGCACGGCGUGGACGGAUUUUUAGCCUCCGAUGCGACGUCGUAUGCGGCAGCGUUGGAAGGCGCCUUCGGCAUGAACGACGAAAAGUUGAGAGAAAUGAUUGAAAACGGCAAGAGGAAAAGUUUGCAAUUUAGCGAGGAAAGCUUCAACGCCGGAAUGUACGACGCGCUGAAAACUAUGGGAGGUUUCGCGCCUUAG
Messenger RNA from Bathycoccus prasinos, 1710 nucleotides. RefSeq names its product asparagine-linked glycosylation protein 11 homolog. Lineage: Eukaryota; Viridiplantae; Chlorophyta; Mamiellophyceae; Mamiellales; Bathycoccaceae. The record is from RefSeq and is a predicted model, not a curated record. The transcript has a single exon. Bases 1 to 1710 code for a protein of 569 amino acids. Gene Ontology annotation, cellular component: endoplasmic reticulum membrane. Gene Ontology annotation, biological process: protein N-linked glycosylation. Gene Ontology annotation, molecular function: GDP-Man:Man(3)GlcNAc(2)-PP-Dol alpha-1,2-mannosyltransferase activity.